AGUUAUUAACUACGGUUUGAUCAAUUCUAUAACAUUGCCUUUCUCUGUACCUGCAUUUGUUGAAGAUGAAUAAUAGGGGUGUGGGUUUAUCUGACCCAACAUUCCGAGGUUACACUAGUGGUCAGGCAACUCAGUAUGCUGAAAAUCGUCUGAGUUAUCCAGCUGAGCUAUAUGACUUGAUUAUCCGUUAUCAUGCAGAGUCUAACGGUCGUUUCAUUACUCUACUGGACGUUGGAUGCGGACCAGGAAAUGCAACCCGUGACUUGGCUCCCCAUUUUGAACGCGCAGUAGGAAUUGAUCCCGGGCUAGAAAUGAUCCACGCUGCGCAACGUCUAGGUGGCGUUACCAGGUCGAAUAGUCCUAUUGAAUUCCAGGUUGCGACUGCGGAGGAUUGUUCUCAAUUAGAGAAUGUCGAGAAUGGUGUGGACUUGUUGGUUUCGGCAAUGGCAGCACAUUGGUUUUCUAUGGAGAAGUUUUGGGUAUCUGCUGCAAAGAUUGUGAAUCCAGGAGGCACUGUAGCUCUCUGGACAUGCGCUUCACUGUACUGCCACCCAUCAACACCUCACGCGGCUGAAGUGCAAAAAGCACUUUUCCAUCUUGAAGAAGAUAUUUUGAAGCCUUAUGAACUGCCUUCAAAUCAGCUCUCGCGUGAUCUUUACGAUAAUUUGGUCCUUCCGUGGCACCUGGAUCCUUUUGUUACGGCAUUCCCGAUGAGCGAAUGUCGUCGCCUUGAAUGGGACCGCAAUGGGAUACUAUCCGACGGAAAGGACUUUUUGGUUCGUUCAAAGGAAACAUCAUUGCAAGGAUUAUGGAAUAGCUUAGGCACUGCAAGUAUGGUCACAAGAUGGAGAGCAGCUCAUCCAGAGAAGGCGGGCACAGAAAUGGACUGCGUGAGUAUCACUCUCGCUGAAAUUGAAAAAGCUCUGGGGAACACCUGGUGUGGAGAACUCAAACUGGGCCACUCCACUGUUAUUCUACUCUUUAAGAGGAGGUAGGUCUGUCUAACCUGGUGGAACAGACCGUCGCUUCAUAGUUUCCAGAUUGAUAUGACCUUGGUUGUCAGUGGCUAGUUCUCUAGGAUAGGUUAUAGGUCCGCUGCCAGAAUUCCUUGCAGAGGGCCCCCUUCCGCUAAUAUCGAUUACGAUUUAUUGAAUCUUAUCAAAGGUAUCAUAUCUGGUUUACCGUGUUGGAGGCACUUCCCACCCAGUGACACAAGCUACGAAUUUGACGGGCGGCGGGCUACAAUAUCGAGAAGAGUUUGACAAUUGGAAAUAUAGGCAGGUCAUGGAAGGGGAAAGGUUCAAUUUAUCGUCGGCUCAGUCGGAGACCUCGCAAAGUCGGUUAUACUAGUACUGUUAGCCUUGGAG
This is a messenger RNA of Aspergillus eucalypticola CBS 122712, 1367 nucleotides long. RefSeq names its product methyltransferase tpcM (gene tpcM). The coding region runs from base 66 to 995 and encodes 309 amino acids. The record is from RefSeq and is a predicted model, not a curated record. The transcript is spliced from 3 exons. Lineage: Eukaryota; Fungi; Ascomycota; Eurotiomycetes; Eurotiales; Aspergillaceae. Gene Ontology annotation, molecular function: S-adenosylmethionine-dependent methyltransferase activity.